Molecule: messenger RNA, 915 nt
Organism: Arachis ipaensis
Lineage: Eukaryota; Viridiplantae; Streptophyta; Magnoliopsida; Fabales; Fabaceae
Source: RefSeq, a predicted model, not a curated record
AUGGAGGAUGGAGCGUUAGCAAUAGGCAUGGCUUUCCCCAAACAUGCCAAUAUUAGCACUGAUGCGGGCGUGGUUAUGGGAAAAAGAAUUAGAGAGUUAAGCAGGUCUUUUGGGGAUAGAGGGACUUCCAUUCCAUCAUUCCUUAAGUCCCACAGCAACUCUAGCCGCACAUGCUUCCCUGAAUUCCUGCUUCAGAGACAGAGUGAGAGGCUCGUGAUCUCGUCUCCUCUCCUUUCCUCUCCACUCCUUCUCAAAGUUCAAACCAUUAGUCCCUCUCCUUCUCAAACACCGCUGACCGCCGACUGCCGACCACCAACCGCCUCCCACCGCCUCCCACCUUCUGGGUCCCUCAGCGUUGGAGUUUCGUCUCGUCUCCUCUCCACUUCUCCUCAAAGUUCAAACCCUCAGCCCCUUAUGUCUCCUUCCCAAACACCGCCGACCGCCGACCGCCGCCUCCCACGACCCAGCGCCGCCUCCCACCUCCUGAGUGGCUCGGUCUCUCACUGGUGGUCCCGAGCUCACCGUCGUCGGUCGUCGUCUUCUCCUCUUCACCGUUCGUCCGCCAAAUCGCCGGUCUUCGCUGUGGUUUCUGCGUCGGGGGAUCCAAGGACUGAGGAGGAACAGAAUAUUUUUACUUGGAUUACAAAAGUUGGGCAAAGGUGAUUGGCGUGGAAUUGCAAGGAACUAUGUUAUAUCAAGGGCCCCUACUCAAGUGGCCAGUCACGCUCAAAAGUAUUUCAUCAGGCAAAACAAUGUGUCUAAACGAAAAAGAUGCUCCAGCUUGUUUGACAUUGUUGCAGAUGAAGUUUUUACUCUUGUCUGCAAUUACUAUCCAUGAAAUAAUUGUUUUUUUUAUUUUAUUUUGCAUCAAAUGAACAUUUCUGCCACAUAAUCUACUCAUGUUCAUUGAUAAAA